Messenger RNA from Gossypium raimondii (Peruvian cotton), 1960 nucleotides. Its product is annotated as glycosyltransferase-like KOBITO 1. Gene Ontology annotation, biological process: cellulose biosynthetic process; response to abscisic acid. The record is from RefSeq and is a predicted model, not a curated record. Lineage: Eukaryota; Viridiplantae; Streptophyta; Magnoliopsida; Malvales; Malvaceae.
GUCCUUUCCUUGAUCUCCCUCUUCAUUUGUUACUGUCUCCACCAUAACCAUCACAAUGCCCAGCCACCACCAUCACCACCGCUCUACUCCGCUGCUGUCCGCCACGGCAGCUUCCUCCUCUUCCUCCCAAUCCUUCGUCUCUAAGCUCCUGCUCCUCUUAACACUCCUCCCUCUCUCUUUAGCUGCCUUAGCUUUCGUCCUCCAGUGGCGCGGAGGGGGUGUAUCCGAUCCCACCAUCGCCACAUCCGCCGCCUAUUCCCGAUGGGCACCACGUGGGUCCCACCACGAGAUCUUCCCUGGCAUGGAGACUUUCUCAUCUCUCUCUCCCAAAUCGCAUUCUUCUUCGGAUUGCAUCAAUCUCGGUCGUACCUCUUCUCAUUCUCUCCCUUACUAUGGGGACUGGAAAUUUGGUUUUGAAGCUAAUUUAAAGCCAAAGAUUUGUAUUACAACAAGUACAUCAGCUGGCUUGGAGCAGAUUUUACCAUGGAUGUUUUAUCAUAGAGUUCUUGGUGUCACAAACUUUUUCCUCUUUGUGGAAGGGCAUGCUGCUUCUCCUAAUGUUUCUAAAGUUUUGGAGUCUCUUCCCGGAGUAAAAGUUGUAUACAGAACAAAAGAGCUUGAGGAGCAGCAGGCUAAAAGCCGGAUCUGGAAUGAAACAUGGUUGUCGAGUUUCUUUUACAAGCCUUGCAAUUAUGAACUAUUUGUGAAGCAGUCUCUCAAUAUGGAAAUGGCCAUUGUCAUGGCAAGGGAUGCUGGAAUGGAGUGGAUACUGCAUCUUGAUACUGAUGAGCUAAUACACCCAGCUGGUGCAAGUGAAUAUUCUUUGAGGCAGUUGCUACUUAAUGUACCUAGCAAUGUUGAUAUGGUCAUAUUUCCUAACUAUGAGAGCAGCGUUGAACGAGAUGAUAUCAAGGAUCCUUUUACUGAGGUGUCAAUGUUCAAGAAGAACUAUGACCAUCUACCAAAGGACACAUACUUUGGCAUGUAUAAAGAAUCAACUCGUGGUAAUCCAAAUUAUUUCUUGACUUAUGGGAAUGGGAAAGCAGCUGCCCGCAUUCAGGAUCAUCUUCGUCCAAAUGGUGCUCACAGAUGGCACAAUUAUAUGAAAACCCCAAAUGAAAUCAAAUUGGAGGAGGCUGCUGUUCUACACUACACAUAUGCCAAAUUUUCGGACCUUACAUCUAGACGUGACCGGUGUGGCUGCAAGCCUACCAAGGAUGAUGUCAAGAGAUGCUUCAUGUUGGAAUUUGAUAGAGCUGCAUUUAUAAUUGCUUCAACACAAACAGAGGAAGAGAUGCUUAACUGGUAUCGUGAACGUGUCGUGUGGGGUGACAAAGACCUAAGGCUUAAACUCUUGAGAAAGGGGAUUUUAACUCGCAUAUAUGCUCCAAUGGCCAUAAUCCAGGGGCUAAGAGAGUCCGGUGUCUUCAGCUCUGUUAUUGCUAACGCCCCCACUACUAUUUCAAAGGACAAGUUUUUAGCAUCCAUUGAUAGUAGUAACUCAUCAAGAGUCGUUUCCCCCACGACUCACACUUCAAGAAAGAUUGGUAGAAGCAGACAGCAACAAACAUCUGCUAGGAAGGUGCUGGGAGUUGAAACUAAUGCAGCUGAUGAAGCAGCAGCUGUUCCGCCAUUGUCACCCCGCAUGGACAAUGACGACCUUCGAGCAAUGAUGGAGUGGCUGAUUUCGAUGCCUCUUUACAAUCUCUUCCUUUGGACGGUUUAUUAUAUCUUUUGCUUCAAACGCAAGGAAUCACUGACACAAGCAAAAGAGCAGGUACGCAAUGUCUUGUUUGUUGUGUAUAGUUAUAGUUCUACAGAUUUCUGCUCUGCCAUUGAAUGUUUGAAGCGAGAAUUGGUAGCAAAAUAUACUGUAAUUCAUGAUAUUGUUGUUUUGACUGAUACUACAGAAUUACAAGUCAUUUAUAAUAAUAUAUAUAAAUAGAUUUCAGCUUCUUAA